AUGUCAGCUCCAAGGCAGAUAUCCCGACUCUUAUCCCGACGAUCUCUUCUCUCCACUUCUCGACGAUCUACUCCCACUCCUAUCUUCAAAUCACCUAGUCUAUCCGUACGACACGGAUCUCAUCUUCCCCACGAUCCAACCAAUUCACUCAACCUACCAAAGAACAUCUCGAUGCCUACGGAAGAAGAGUUGAGGUCAUUUAAUGAUGAUUGGAUGAAUAAAUACCAUGGGAAGGGGAGUAUAGUGGUGAAGCCAAAGACGACGGAAGAGGUCAGCGAGGUGAUGAAGUAUUGUUAUGAAAAGGGGAUAGCGGUUGUACCGCAGGGAGGGAAUACGGGGCUGGUUGGCGGAUCGAACCCAGUGCACGACGAAAUCAUUCUCAACCUCUCCAACCUCAACCAAAUCCGAUCAUUCGACGAAGUAUCCGGUGUCCUAGUCGCAGACGGAGGAGUCAUCCUCGAAUCUGCCGAUCACUUCCUCGCUGAAAAGGGAUUUAUCUUCCCAUUGGAUCUCGGUGCGAAAGGAUCAUGUCAUAUCGGUGGGAACGUAUCGACCAAUGCAGGUGGUUUGAGAUUAUUGAGAUAUGGUAGUUUACAUGGUUCUGUAUUGGGUCUGGAAGUCGUAUUGCCAGAUGGAAGGAUAUGGAAUGGGUUGAGUAAAUUGAGAAAGGAUAAUACUGGAUUCGACCUCAAACAACUGUUCAUCGGAUCAGAAGGUACCAUUGGUAUCAUCACCGCCAUCUCGAUCUUAUGUCCCAGACGACCAAGUGCGAUGAACGUAGCCGUCUUCUCGUUAGAAUCUUACGAGGCCGUGCAGAAAGUGUUCGCAGAGGCUAAAGGCCAUUUGGGAGAAAUCUUAUCCGCAUUCGAAUUCUUCGAUAAACAGAGUUACGCUUUGGUGAAGAAGCAUCAAGAAGAGAAUGGCGGAGAGAGAAAAGUAUUUGAGACUGAGGGUGAUUUCUACUGCUUGAUUGAGACCGGCGGAAGUAACGCUGAGCAUGAUGAGGCGAAACUCACCGGUCUCCUCGAACACCUGAUGGAGAAUGAGAUGGUACUCGACGGAGUUCUCGCUCAAGAUUCGACCCAAUUCCAGUCCCUCUGGUCUUUGAGAGAACUAGUACCCGAAUCGGCUGGUAAAGCAGGAUCGGUCUACAAGUACGACGUGUCUGUACCUGUCGGUAAGAUGUAUGGGCUGGUGGAGAAGAUGAGAGCGAAGUUGAGGGAAGGUGGGGUAUUGGAAGGUGAUGGUAAAUCACAGGGACCUAUCAGGGCUGUAGCUGGUUAUGGACACAUGGGUGAUGGUAACCUGCACAUCAACAUCGUGGCCAACAAGUACACCGACGAGAUUGAAAAGAUCAUCGAACCUUACAUCUACGAGAUCGUGGCUGAAAACGAAGGAUCCAUCUCGGCUGAACAUGGACUGGGAGUGAUGAAAGCACCUUAUAUCGGAUACAGUAAGAACGAGACCUCGAUCGAGUUGAUGAAGCAGAUCAAGCAGCUUUUCGAUCCCAAGGGGUUGUUGAACCCUUACAAGUAUAUUGUAUAG
Molecule: messenger RNA, 1545 nt
Organism: Kwoniella botswanensis
Lineage: Eukaryota; Fungi; Basidiomycota; Tremellomycetes; Tremellales; Cryptococcaceae
Exons: 7
Coding region: 1-1545 (514 amino acids)
Cellular component (GO): mitochondrion
Molecular function (GO): FAD binding; catalytic activity
Source: RefSeq, a predicted model, not a curated record